AUGGAUUGGCAACCGCAAGAUGAGCCAUUGAGGCAGCUGGCCUGCUGCCUCAGGGACUCGCUGAACAGCGUGGACCCUCAGCUCCGAAAACAAGCAGAAAAUGUACCCGACCCCGUUCUUUUCACCAUGCUCUCGCAAGCGACUUCCUCCCCGGACUAUGUCAACUAUAUCACAUACCUGUUCUCCACGCCGCAGGUUCCUGCCGCCGUGGCCGCCGUGGGUAUCGACCCCAAUACUUACGGCCUUGUCCGAUUCUCCGCCACCAUGAACAUGAAGAUGAAGCUUUCGCUGGCCUACAGCACAAUUCCUCAGCAGAGCCUGAAUUUCAUCCGCUCCGCCGCCCUGAUCGCCCUGCGGGAUGACGACCGCCAGGUCCAGCGAGGUGUUGGCAGUAUUAUUACCGAGCUGGUGCAAAAGGGUGGGCUGCUGGCCUGGCCCGAGGUACUGCAGGAGCUGCUAUCUCUCGUUGGUAACGACCCGGGCGACGUCUCCGUCGCCUCCCAGGAAGCGGCAAUGGCAGCCUUGUUCAAGGUGUGCGAGGAUAAUCGCAAAAUCCUAGACCGAGACUACGCCGGACAACGCCCACUCGACGUGAUCAUUCCGAAGCUGCUGGAAUUUACCACUCGCGAGAGCUCUCGAGUACGCUCGCUCGCCCUGAACAGCAUCCAUGUCUUCCUCCCCCACCAGCCGCAUGCGUUGAUGGCUUCCUUGGACGUUUUCUUGUCACAACUAUUCAACCUCUCCGGCGAUCAAGACACCGAAGUGCGAAAGAUGGUGUGCCAGUCAUUCUCGCAGUUGGUGGAGUUCUCGCCGGAGAAGCUCAUUCCGCACAUGGAGGGCCUGGUCAACUACAUUCUCAUGCAGCAGCAAACCCAGGAGGACCCGGAGCUUGCUCUUGAUGCGGCCGAGUUCUGGAUUGUUGCUGGUGAGCAGCAGAGCCUGCAGCAGCCCCUGGCCCCUUACAUGCACAAGGUUAUUCCGGUUCUGCUUCAGAACAUGGUCUACGAGGAGGACGACGUUAUUCGUCUGAUGGGCGAUGAGGACGAUGCUGAUGCUGAGGACCGUGCGGAAGAUCUGAAACCCAAGUUCGCUAAAUCGAAGGGCGCUCGUCUGGAUACAUCAAAGCUGGGUGAGCAGACGGCCAAUGGCCAGCCGCAGCAGUCUCAGCAGGAGGAUGAUGAGGACGAUCUCAGCGAGGGUGAGAUUGAGGACUCCGAGUUUGGGGACGAUCCCGAGGGCGAGUGGACACUGCGCAAAUGCUCCGCUGCCGCACUGGAUGUUUUCUCGAAUGUUUACCAUGAUCAAAUCUUUACGAUAAUCCUGCCGUACCUGAAGGAGACCCUUCGUCAUGAGCAGUGGCCCAAUCGUGAAGCGGCUGUCCUCACUCUUGGUGCCGUUGCUGAUGGCUGCAUGGAUGCGGUCACUCCUCAUCUCCAUGAGCUGGUCCCGUACCUGAUCUCUCUGCUGAACGAUGCCCAGCCGGUUGUGCGACAGAUUACCUGUUGGUGCUUGGGACGGUACUCGGAAUGGGCGUCACACCUCCAGGACCCGAGCCAGAAGCAACAGUACUUCGAGCCGAUGAUGGAAGGUAUUCUUACCCGCAUGCUUGACAACAACAAGAAGGUGCAGGAAGCUGCGGCGUCGGCGUUCGCCAGCUUGGAAGAGAAGUCGGACGAUAACUUGAUCCCCUACUGCGAGCCUAUCCUCCGCCAGUUUGUCCAGUGCUUCGGCAAGUACAAGGACCGCAACAUGUACAUCCUUUACGACUGUAUCCAGACGCUAGCCGAGUGCGUCAUGACCGAACUGGCGAAGCCGCAGCUUGUCGAUAUCCUCAUGCCUGCUCUGAUCGACCGUUACAAUCACGUCACGGAUCAGUCGCGGGAGCUGUUCCCCCUGCUCGAAUGUCUGGGCUACAUCGCUAAUGCAUACGGCGAUGCCUUCGCACCAUUCGCUCCUCACAUCUUCCAGCGGUGCACCAAGAUUAUCUACCAGAAUCUCGAGGAGUUUAUUGCUUCUCAGAACAACGAGGCCAUUGAUGAGCCUGACAAGGACUUCCUGGUUACCAGCUUGGAUCUUCUUAGUGCCGUCAUCCAGGCUAUCGACCCGCAAAAGAGCGGCGAGCUGAUCGCAAGCUCCCAGCCCCGUUUCUUUGACCUGCUUGGCUACUGUAUGCAGGACCCCAACUAUGAGGUCCGCCAGUCCUCAUACGCUCUGCUGGGCGACUGUGCCAUCAGCAUCUUCCCUCACCUGGAGCCUUUCAUCCCCACUAUCAUGCCGGUUCUCAUCAAGCAGCUCGACCUGGACCUUAUCCGGGAUGACGACCGCCACACCGGCUUCAGUGUGCUGAACAACGCCUGCUGGUCCUGUGGUGAGAUCGCAGUCAACGAGAAGGCAGCGCUCUCCCCAUAUGCGGAGAAGCUGUAUCACGCGCUCCUGGCCAUCAUGGCUAAUGAGGAGAUCAUCGACUCUGUCAAUGAGAACGCCGCCAUGGCCCUGGGGCGACUUGGACUCUGCUGUCCCGAUUCGCUGGCUCCUCAACUCCGCGUAUUCGCCAGUCCGUUCCUGAAGUCGAUGAGCAAGAUCGACUUCACGCGCGAGAAGGCAUCUGCCUUUUUGGGCUUCAACAACGUGGUUAUGAAGAAUCCCCAGGCGAUGGAGGCCAGUCUGGCGGACUACUUCCAGGCUAUUGCGUCGUUCCCGAGCAAGUCGCUAUCUCAGGAGGAAUACCGGGAUAUCCAGACCUCAUUCCAACAGGUCCUGCAAGGCUAUAAAAACAUGAUACCCAACUUCGAUUCGUUCCUCUCGCAGCUUUCUCCCCCCGUGGCCCAGAAACUGCGUUCGGCCUACCAGGUUUAA
This is a messenger RNA of Penicillium canariense, 2856 nucleotides long. Its product is annotated as putative importin beta-2 subunit. Gene Ontology annotation, biological process: protein import into nucleus. Lineage: Eukaryota; Fungi; Ascomycota; Eurotiomycetes; Eurotiales; Aspergillaceae. The transcript has 3 exons. The coding region runs from base 1 to 2856 and encodes 951 amino acids. Gene Ontology annotation, cellular component: cytoplasm; nucleus. Gene Ontology annotation, molecular function: nuclear import signal receptor activity. The record is from RefSeq and is a predicted model, not a curated record.